Messenger RNA from Pyricularia oryzae 70-15, 822 nucleotides. RefSeq lists its product as uncharacterized. The record is from RefSeq and is a predicted model, not a curated record. Gene Ontology annotation, biological process: dephosphorylation. Gene Ontology annotation, molecular function: phosphoprotein phosphatase activity. NCBI's taxonomy places the organism in Eukaryota, Fungi, Ascomycota, Sordariomycetes, Magnaporthales, Pyriculariaceae. Bases 1 to 822 code for a protein of 273 amino acids. The transcript has 4 exons.
AUGGAGAAAAUCCCGCUUGAACCACCCAUCCAACGACCCGAAAGUCGACAUCAUCUCCCCAAUAUUCCCGAUUUCCGCGACGUUGGCGUAACUGUCAACGCCUGGGCCAACCGCAAAAAGUUCCUCAAGGAUGAGUUAGGAAUCCGAACCAUUCUGGAUUUGAGACGUGGCUCGGAGCGAUCCAAGGCCGAGGCGGAGGCGCAGGCGUUGGCCCAGUCGCAAUCAUCUCGGGAGACGUUCGAUAUUUCUUCCAAAAUUACGGGGAUCCAUUACAAAAAGGUGAACCUGAUCGGAAGGCAAACCAAGAAGUAUUUACUUCAGCAUAUCAGCUGGACGAACUGGCUGCGCUUUUCCAUUCUCUACUACAUUUUGCAAGACCACAUGGCAACUAAACGCAUCAUAACCCGAAAACUGUGGGAGAAUAACGGGCUAAACGGUUUUUUGAUCAACAUUUUAGACCACGGUAAACCUCAAGUGAUAAAAGCUUUGCGGGCCCUUACUGAGCCAGCAAAGGGAACGCCCAUAUUAAUACAUUGCGCGCACGGCAAAGACAGGACGGGCCUGUUGAUAACAAUCAUUCUCCUGGUUAUGAACAUUCCACUAGACGCCAUCUCCCACGACUAUUGUUAUUCGGAACAACGUCUAUAUGAGCAGCACGAGAUUAACGAUAAAUAUACGGAGGACUCUGGGCUUAAACAAGGCUUCGUUGAGGAGCUGGACACGUAUAUCCGCCGAGUAUACGGCGGGAUUGAUGGAUAUCUCAGCUCUGGCGGCUUUACUGCCGCCGAGAUUCGUCACCUACGAAAUUGCCUUGCCGCUUGA